Molecule: messenger RNA, 411 nt
Organism: Lindgomyces ingoldianus
Lineage: Eukaryota; Fungi; Ascomycota; Dothideomycetes; Pleosporales; Lindgomycetaceae
Exons: 2
Coding region: 1-411 (136 amino acids)
Molecular function (GO): metal ion binding
Source: RefSeq, a predicted model, not a curated record
AUGAAGCCAUUCGUUCGCCCCGAUGGUACGCCGCUGGUGAGCAACGACCCCAUCGUUCUCUUUGGCCUCGAUCCCCUACAGCCAGCUACCGAACACUGGGUCUAUCUCCUCAAGAAUGGAUUUAAGGCAUUUACCUGGUCCACUGUCCAAGUCUCACCUGUCCCAUGUGCAGCAUCGGCGCUACAGUUUUUCGAUGAAAGGGUUGAUAAGAUAUUCCUGCAUUUCGAUAUCGAUGUCAUUGAUUCAGGGUUUGAGCGGGCGAUGGAAUGUUUAGGGGCGUUUUUGGGGAGUGAGAAGGUGGUGGGGAUGGUGGGCAUGGAGGUCAAUCCAAACAAUGAUCCAGAGGGAAGGAUGUCGAGAAUGUUCGCAGAUGGCAUUGUUAAAGUAUUCGAAGGGAGACAUUAUACUUAG